AAAAUCCCUUAUAAACAGUAUGAGAAUGCUGAAGAAAAGAAAAUUAAUAAAAUUGAAAUAACUCAGCAACUCACAAAUCAACAAAAGAAAAAAGAAAGGACUGAAAAUAUAGAGUUAAAUUUUGCAAACAAGGCUGAGAAAAGAGCUGUGUCAUUAUAUUGUGAUGCUUAUAUUAAAGAUACAAAGAUUUCAUUAAUAAUUGAUUCUAGUUUAGCUGAAUGUAUCAUUUCAUUGAAAUUACUAAAGGACCUAGAUAUGGAAAUAAUACAAGCAUCAAAGACUAUUAUGAUUAAUGUUAAUAGAAAAAAGAGAAGACUUUUAGGUGCAGUAACCAAAAAUUAA
Molecule: messenger RNA, 342 nt
Organism: Funneliformis geosporum
Lineage: Eukaryota; Fungi; Glomeromycota; Glomeromycetes; Glomerales; Glomeraceae
Source: the annotation of a GenBank genome assembly